UUUUACGCACGCACGACACACGCACGCACACAGAGUAACGCAGUGAACGCAGCUGCGGAGACGCAGAUAAAAGCAGCGCGAGCUCCGUGUACCGCGGUUCAGACCAGUCACUAACCCGGGUUAAACCGGUUUAAACAGUGGGUUAAACCACGGACGGACAUGAGUCCAGGACAGAGCGGAAACAACGGGGACCGGGAAAACGGCGCGAGCCAGUGAACGGGACUCUCUCUCUCUCGCUCUCUCUCUCUCUCUCUCUCUCUCUCUCUCUCUCUCUCUCCUCCAUUUUGGUUCAGUGAUGGAGAACAUCCGGACUCCAAAGGUGGACAAAGUGCGUCUUCUGGACCGGUCGUCAGGUCAGAGAAAAGUCAGCGUGGGGACUCUUUAUCUCUCUGCCACUCACACCAUCUUUGUGGACAACAACCCUGAGACACGCAAGGAGACAUGGGUGUUGCACAGCAUGGUGUCCAGUGUGGAGAGACUCCCCCCCUCACCUGCAGGAAGUCAGCUGAUCCUGCGCUGUAAGGACUUCCAGGUCUUCCAGAUCCUCGUCCCUCAGGAGGGGGACUGUGUGGACGUCCAUGCCUCACUGGUCAGGUUGUCACGUCCAGAGAAGUACAGUGAACUCUACUGUUUGUCCUUCAAUCCUAACGUAAACAAAGAGCAGAGGGCGGAGUCGUGGGCGUUCAUCGACCUCGUGGCCGACUACAAGAGGAUGGGCGUUCCUAACAACCUGUGGGUCGCCACGGCAGCCAACAGUGAAUACAGAGUGUGCGACACGUAUCCGUCACAGCUGUUUGUUCCAAAGUCGGCCACGCCCACCGUCAUCGUGGGCAGCUCCAGGUUCAGGAGCCGAGGACGAUUUCCUGCUCUGUCCUACUUUCACCAGGACACACUGGCAGCAGUGUGUCGCUGCAGUCAGCCUCUGUCUGGCUUCAGUGGACGCAGCCAGGAAGAUGAGAUGAUGCUGCAGGCUGUGAUGAAGUCCAAUCCUGGAAGUGACUUCAUCUAUGUGGUGGACACCAGGCCCAAGCUGAAUGCCAUGGCGAAUCGAGCAGCAGGUAAAGGUUACGAGAACGAGGAUCACUACACCAACAUCAAGCUGCAGUUCAUCGGUAUUGACAACAUUCACGUGAUGAGGAGCAGUCAACAGAAGUUCAUCGAGGUGGGUGAAAUGCGAUCUCCGUCGAUGACUGACUUCCUGUGGGGUCUUGAAAACUGUGGCUGGCUCAAACAUAUUAAAGCUAUAAUGGACGCAGGAGUGUUCAUAGCCAAGGCCGUGUCAGAUGAAGGCGUGAGUGUCGUGGUCCACUGCUCUGAUGGUUGGGACCGAACAGCUCAGGCCUGCUCUGUGGCCUCGGUACUGUUGGACCCGUUCUACAGAACCAUCAAAGGGUUCAUGGUUCUCAUAGAGAGAGACUGGGUUUCCUUUGGACACAAGUUCUCCCACAGGUACGCUCACCUGGACGGAGAUCCCAGAGAGGUGUCCCCCGUCAUGGACCAGUUCCUGGAGUGUGUGUGGCAGCUGUCGGAGCAGUUCCCGUGCACCUUCGAGUUCAACGAGCGCUUCCUCGUCAGCGUCCACGCGCACGUCUACUCGUGUCAGCACGGAUCGUUCCUGGGAAACUGCCAGAAGGAGCGUCAGGAUCUGAGGCUUCGUGAGAGGACUCACUCUCUGUGGCCUCAGCUGUGGAAGGUCAAAGGUGACUUCAUGAACCCGCUGUACAAAGCUGAACUGAGCCAGACUCAGGGCGUCCUGAGACCCAACACCUCCCCCUACUGCUUCAAAAUGUGGAAAGGUCUCUACAACAAAGAGGCAAAGUCGACGCCGCCUCCACAGUCGCCCGCCGACUUCCUGUCCGCUGUGAGGGAGGAGUCUACGCAGCUGGAGGAGGAGCUGACCAAUCACCAGGAGAAAAUGGCCGCUCUGACAGGGAACCCAAUCACGUGGGAGAAGAUUGAGGUUCCGAGGAGGAGGAGGGGGAGGAGCCACCGCGGGCCGGACCCGCCCACCACAUACACGGCCCCAAACACCCGCCCCACACAGGACAACGCUUGCUCAGUCUCCUCUGAGCUGGCCAAUCAGAAGCCUGCAUUGACCCCGCCCACAGAGACACGCGACCCCGACGACCUCUCCACCUGCAGCGACCGGGAGUCUGGCGUAGCCGACCUCAGCAGCCGCUCGUCCAGCGGCGGGGACUAUGGCAAAGACCCGGACCUGGACUGAGGAAGUCGGCGCCGCGAGCCGCCGGACCGAAGGUGAUGGAGAAAGACUGCGAGGCUACGUCCAUGCUAACCUGUCCAUGCUAAAAUGUCGCAUUCUCAAAAACAUCGCAAUAUCUACAGCGCAACCUUUUAAAAAGGCAGUGAAUAGAAUACACAAUUCGUCCAGAGAUUAAAGAGCUGGAUUAUUUUUUUCCCUGACAUAUUGUCCACCAACAGAUUAGGUCAUCUAGUCCACUACCAGAUUAGAUCAUCUAGUCCACCACCAGAUUAGGCCAUCUACUCCACCACCAGAUUAGGUCAUCUACUCCACCACCAGAUUAGGUCAUCUAGUCUAAAACCAGAUUAGGUCAUCUAGUCAGCAAUUUUGGUCUACUGUCAACUAGAUUAAGUAAUAUAGUCAGCAACUUUGACCUUGUAGUUGACCAGAUUAAGUGAUGGUGAAACUCUGAACUGUCCCUUUAACAGUGUUACUUUAAAACAUGACGAGGCACUUUUUUAAAACAUACGCACAUCUCUCGUCACUUUGUGCGCUGGAGAAAAUGAUGAGUCAUGAUCGCGAACAAAACAAAAAGUGUUUACUUUUGUCUUUAUGUGCAAUAUCUUAUUUUAAAGCCAUGUUUUUUUAUUCGUAUUCUUUUUUAUUCAGUUUUAAUGAACUAUACGACGUUUGUAGAAAAACACUGUAUGUAUUUAUCAGGGAUGAACCGCUACGAUACUUAGCAUCGUUAUUGUCGCCAUACCUCAGUAAAACUCCUUGGAUCGGAAAUCAGGAAAAAAAAGUAUGAAACCCGAAAUAAUCUGAAAACAACGUUAAAUAUGAUAUAAAUACUUCACUAAGUGCAGACUGU
Solea solea (common sole) is the source of this 3071-nucleotide messenger RNA. RefSeq names its product myotubularin related protein 7b (gene mtmr7b). Lineage: Eukaryota; Metazoa; Chordata; Actinopteri; Pleuronectiformes; Soleidae. The transcript is spliced from 14 exons. Gene Ontology annotation, biological process: dephosphorylation. Gene Ontology annotation, molecular function: phosphatase activity. Bases 296 to 2224 code for a protein of 642 amino acids. The record is from RefSeq and is a predicted model, not a curated record.